UACUUCCAAGAUAAAGUGAAUGGAACACGCGGCAUAAAAUAUGUGACAAGUGUGCUAAUAAUCAGUGUUCCUCAAUCGUGCGGUGUGUGAGGAGUUAAAAACGGCUUUUAACUCAGUUUGCCUGAAGUGCAAGACGUGUAUGAUGUGCUGUGGUACGGCGAUCGUUUGCAGGACUCUGGUUUCGGAAUUAAGGCUGAAACAGAUGAGUGAUAUUAUACACGCUCUACUUCAGUAACGUCAGAAGUAUGGAACGAGUUUACACUAACAAUGACGGUGGUCUUCCACCGGGGGGUUCCACUCCAUCGUUCGCUGCUGUUCAGUUUGUCCUGAACACAGACAAAGGACGAUCCACCCUUCAUGGCAGCUCGUACCAUCUUCGACUCGGAAUGGUUAUCAUCCUCAGGGCCUUUAAAAUGCACCGGCAGGACAGCGGGUUCGGCUUUACGAUGGCAAUGGAGGUUCCUGCCGCCGGAAAGUUUGACGACAUUAUGUACCAUUAUCGCUCGUCGGUCCGACAGGCCUCCGGGACCUUGUUCAUACAGGCGAAACAUAGACAAAUUGCAGAUAGUGAGGACAGUCCGUCUCAAAAAACCACAAUGAAGCAUCGGGAAGCAACGCAAAGCAAGAAUAUGGCACUAACAGAGGAUGUUUUCUUUGAAACGUGGGACUCCAACGCAUCAUUUUCGAUUCCGAUGUAUUUUAUGUCAUUUCUCGAAGUCGAUCAACACCUUCCAGAGGACGCUCGGUACGUGCUCUGUACGAAUGCUGCCCUUGAUAAGAGCAUCGAAAGCUUCUUUACGACAAACCAGCAAGAGGACACCGUUUUGUUACAGCUGUGCGACGACAUAGGAGCCACGUGUUAUCAGUUUGAUCGCGAUAUACCGUUCCCAAAUCUGGCUGAUACGCUCAGAGACUCGUGUCUAGCUAAAUUGGGAAAGCUUAUCGCGCUGCACAUGAUGAAAGACGUUCUGAUCAAGUUCAAUGACGCGCCAUUGGAAAAGGAACAGGACGAAUCAUCUGAAAUCGCAUACACGAUCAAGGAAGAUGACGAGCCUGCAGAUCCAUCCACCCCAGUCGGAAAGCUUCUGACUGCGUUCAAAAGAGAAUACGACAUGAUGAUAGAGAAAACGCAGGUGAUUCAGAAUGGAGCGCAAAGUUCAAUGUGA
Messenger RNA from Anopheles arabiensis, 1166 nucleotides. RefSeq lists its product as uncharacterized. The record is from RefSeq and is a predicted model, not a curated record. Bases 246 to 1166 code for a protein of 306 amino acids. NCBI's taxonomy places the organism in Eukaryota, Metazoa, Arthropoda, Insecta, Diptera, Culicidae. The transcript has 3 exons.